Molecule: messenger RNA, 1439 nt
Organism: Corticium candelabrum
Lineage: Eukaryota; Metazoa; Porifera; Homoscleromorpha; Homosclerophorida; Plakinidae
Product: CMP-N-acetylneuraminate-beta-galactosamide-alpha-2,3-sialyltransferase 1-like
Exons: 3
Coding region: 230-1315 (361 amino acids)
Biological process (GO): ganglioside biosynthetic process; sialylation
Cellular component (GO): Golgi apparatus
Molecular function (GO): alpha-N-acetylgalactosaminide alpha-2,6-sialyltransferase activity; beta-galactoside alpha-2,6-sialyltransferase activity
Source: RefSeq, a predicted model, not a curated record
UAUGACGCAUUACAGCUUCAACUGAGAACCUGUGUACGCGUUCAAAGGCCUAUGAUGCACUGCAAGUGCCAUUUCUGAUCUGCCAUUUCACCACUACGCUCUCUACCUCAUCACUGCAAUCUCUUGCUAACUCUUGACAGCGGCCUCAAAUCGCAAUAUCGACAAGUACAGAGGCUUGAACCGCGUCAAAGUCCAAUCGAAAGCUCAGUUCCUAGCUAAUAACAUUAGUAUGACACGCGCUGAAGAAUUUGAUUACAUACUUACUCCUGCCCAGAAAGGCGUUACCAUACCAGACGUAGUGGUGAUGGAAGCGCAUCCAGGGCUGCAAUCCACACUGAGUCUGGGGAAACACGUUGAAACAACCCGGGCUUUCAGAAACUUCGUUUUGAUCGUGCUUUUGUGUUUUCCUUUUCUCCUGAUACUGUUCAGCAAUGUAAACGAUCGAAAGCCAAUUCUCAGACUGCCAAGACAUGUUCUUCAAAGUACUCACAAGUGGAUACGAGGCCUUCAAUCAUCCCCACCUCCCAACCGUUCUCUAUGGAUUUCUGUCGGUUGUGAUACAAAGUACCCUCUGUUUUCCUGCCAGUCCAAACACGAGGCCCGCGGUAAAGGGCUUGGCAAUGUGAUUGCUGUCAAUGAAACACACUUUCGUCAUCCUAUCCUUCAGAGACAUUGGAACAGUUGCGCGAUCGUUGGCUCAUCGGGUCGUUUGCUGAAAACUGAAUAUGGACGUCACAUCGAUGAUCACGAAAUUGUCGCCAGAAUCAACUACCCGCCAAUAAAGGGAUACGAAAAACACGUGGGAUCUCGACCUUCCGACAUCUUUUUUUUCGGAGACAAAGUAGACAGAUGUUUCAACGAAAGUCACCCUGAAGCCAAGCUGAUGGUUUUUCCUCUCCCGUAUAAGAAUAGGCGUAGAGGUGUUUCUUUCGAAAAAUGCGAAGCUAACAGGGAAUUGCCAUUGUAUACUAUUUCAAAUUACAUUAUGGGGUUCGCAGGAGCGCUAAUUUACAACUAUACCGUAGCCCACCGUCCUCCCACAAUGAAGGCGCGUCAGGUAAGAAAGACAAUGCCAUCAUCAGGUUUUCGGUCGGUUAUUUUUACAAUGAUGAUGUGCAAGCACGUUGAUGCGUAUGGGUUUGGACUGAGUGGAGAUAAAGAAGAGCCGGUUCAUUACUACGAGAAAAGCACAGACAGUACAAGGUUUCGACAGGCUCACAAACCUAAUGUUGAAUUGGAGCUCAUGAGACAUUGGCCAAAUACGGCAUUGUCCGAUUUCUAUCCGCCCUUUGGCAAAUUACGGGUAUUUACAUAAAUGUUAAACAAAUACUAGUAAAUGUACGUUUAUAGCUGGGGCAACGUAUCUGUAUAUUUCAGAAUUCAAAUUGUGAUGAGAAAUAAACUCUAUGUCUACAGAACAGAUAUGUAAAACUAAAAAC